Molecule: messenger RNA, 2087 nt
Organism: Pseudonaja textilis
Lineage: Eukaryota; Metazoa; Chordata; Lepidosauria; Squamata; Elapidae
Source: RefSeq, a predicted model, not a curated record
CAAAAGUUUAGGACUUGCAAAGGUGCGGGGUUUUGUAGCCCAAAUGAAGUUUACAGCCGAUUUCGAGUACCGGGGUUCUGCUAAAUAAUCUGGGGGUGCAAGUAGAAGGGUUCAAAUCAGCAAUUCCUGGGAACGUUUUAACGGAGGAGGGGGGGUGGAUUUCAUCGAAUCGAACCUCCGAACGAUAGUAUCUCCAGACUUUGAUGAUUAGGCCAUAAUGACAGCUGAAGAUUCUACUGCAAGGAUGAAUAAUGAUUCCUCCAGCAUGCAAACCAAUAAAAUCCCCGAAGGGCUCUCGGGCGCGCCAAACGAGGCCGCACUACUGCAGUUAUUAGACCGCACCGGCUACACCAUGAUUCAGGAGAACGGGCAACGAAAGUAUGGAGGUCCACCUCCUGGCUGGGAAGGCUUACACCCUCCUCGGGGCUGCGAGGUCUUUGUGGGCAAAAUUCCUCGGGAUGUCUAUGAGGACGAGCUGGUCCCCGUGUUUGAGACCGCAGGACGGAUCUAUGAAAUGCGGCUGAUGAUGGAUUUUGAUGGUAAGAACCGUGGCUACGCCUUUGUGAUGUAUACACAGAAAUAUGAAGCCAAGCGUGCGGUCAAAGAACUCAACAACUACGAGAUCCGUCCAGGAAGACUGUUAGGAGUAUGUUGCAGCGUGGACAAUUGCCGGCUCUUCAUCGGUGGGAUCCCCAAGACAAAGAAGCGAGAGGAGAUUUUGGAAGAGAUCUCCAAGGUGACGGAAGGGGUGCUGGACGUCAUCGUCUACGCCAGCGCGGCCGAUAAGAUGAAGAACCGCGGCUUUGCUUUUGUGGAGUAUGAAAGCCACCGAGCGGCUGCCAUGGCAAGAAGGAAGCUCAUGCCUGGCCGAAUCCAGCUGUGGGGGCACCAGAUCGCCGUUGAUUGGGCCGAGCCAGAGAUCGACGUGGACGAAGAUGUCAUGGAGACGGUGAAAAUCUUGUAUGUGAGGAAUUUGAUGAUUGAGACCACGGAGGAGACCAUUAAGAAGGUCUUUGGCCAGUUUAAUCCUGGCAGCAUAGAACGGGUGAAGAAAAUCCGAGAUUACGCUUUCGUGCAUUUUACCAGCCGGGAAGAUGCGGUUCACGCCAUGAAUAACCUCAACGGCACUGAACUGGAAGGAUCAUGUCUGGAGGUCACGUUGGCCAAGCCAGUAGAUAAAGAGCAAUAUACCAGAUACCAAAAAGCUGCCAAAGGAGGAGCAGGAGCAGGAGCAACCGCAGCCGAAGUGACUCAACAACCUAACUAUGUUUACUCUUGCGACCCGUACACUCUUGCCUAUUACGGGUAUCCGUACAACGGCCUGAUUGGUCCAAAUCGAGAGUACUUUGUGAAAGCAGGCAACGUUAGAGGCAGAGGACGAGGGGCGGCAGGUAACCGAGCACCUGGCCCCAGAGGAUCCUACCUGGGCGGUUACUCUGCAGGCCGCGGCAUUUAUAGCAGAUACCACGAAGGGAAAGGAAAACAACAAGAAAAGGGCUACGAGAUGGUGCCCAGUCUGGAAUUGCCUGCAGUCAGCCCCAUGGCAAUCAAACCAGGAACAGUGGCAAUUCCAACCAUUGGAACCCAGUAUUCCAUGUUCCAAGCCACACCAGGCACCAAGGUGAUCGACGAUGGGAAGAUCCAUGCAGUAGAACAUAUCAUCAGUCCUAUCAGUGUCCAGCAGGAUCCAGCAAGUGCCGCGGCUGCUGCCGCAGUGGCAGCAGGUGCAGUCAUACCUGCAGUUUCCACCCCACCUCCUUUCCAGGGCCGUCCGAUAACUCCCGUGUACGCCAUGGCGCCUAGUAUGCAGAGAAUUCCAGCCACGGGAAUCUACGGCGCAGGCUACGUUCCAUUCGCGGCUCCUGCAGCUGCCACCACAAUUGCCACACUACAGAAGAAUGCAGCCGCCGCUGCCGCCGCCGCAGCUUAUGGGGGAUACGCUGGGUACAUUCCCCAAGCAUUUCCAGCUGCCGCCAUUCAAAUCCCCAUCCACGAUGUCUAUCAAACCUACUGAGAUUUGCUGGCCAUUGGGGGUGGAUGGGGGUAGAUCGAAGGUGAAGGAACAUUUUACUAUUUAUGAAGAAAAA